AGUUUUUAGAACCAAGUCCGGAUACUGGUAGACUUGACGGCCAGGUGGUGUCAUUGCACCAAACGUGACGUCGUUGGUAUACGAAGUAUGGAGAUCGACCGCAUCCUCUGCAGCUCCAAGAAGCGCCGCUUUGGCGACGAUGGCAACGACGACGACGAUGACAAUGAGAUUGAAACGGACGGGCACGACGUCGCCCACGACCUGCAGACGCUCAUGGACAUUGCGGCCGACCUCGGCUUUGUCGUCUCGGACGCGACCUUUGAGAGCUGGGCCGAGUGCACCGAGAAGGUUCGCCUCCUCGGUCUCCGCAGCCACUUUCAGCUCUACUUUGCCAAAGGCAACUCGCGCCACCGGUCGUGGAAGUGCAAGUCCGAUCCGACGUGUCCGUUCGAGGUCCGGGCGUGCCAGCAGCGCAACAGCGAGGUCAAGGUCACGAUGGCCAACUUGAUCCACAACCACACCUUGAGCCGCAACGAGGUCCACCCCAACACCCCGAAAUCGGCGCGCCAACAGCGCAACCGAACGCUCACCGUCGAAAUGGCGGUCAACGUGGUUGUCGAGCACGUACAGUAUGAGCCGAGCCUCGUGACUUGUUCGAUCGUCAAGGAGGCGAUCGCCGAAGCCUUUGGCAUGCAGUGCAAAAAGUCGUUUGCAUCAACCGUCAAGCAGCGCGCGCUCGCGUAUCUUGGCGCGACGCCACGCUCGAGCAUCGUCCAGGAUAACGACAGCGACAGCGCAAGCCUCGUGGAUGACAAGCCUGGCAACCAAACUUGAUAGCAAACAGAUAGGUAGAUGAAGAAGAACGAAGACAAGCUUACUAUAAUGAAUCAUGAUGUGGAGAAGGUGG
Molecule: messenger RNA, 847 nt
Organism: Saprolegnia diclina VS20
Lineage: Eukaryota; Oomycota; Saprolegniomycetes; Saprolegniales; Saprolegniaceae
Exons: 3
Coding region: 88-774 (228 amino acids)
Source: RefSeq, a predicted model, not a curated record